GUUUAGGUUUAGUUCCGUUACACUAUAAAAUCAGAGCCAGCGCAAGGUUCAUCAUCAUCAUCUAAGGCGAUAAACCUAGCCGCGAGACGAAAUCAGAGUCUCUUCGAGAUUCAUAUAAUUGAAAUGGAACCAUCAAGUAGUCCAAAAGCACCGUUAAUACCUGAAAUUAAAUUGAAAUCUAAUCAGAAAAAGAAGAUUCCUUCUCCAAAAGAGUUGAUAUCUUAUUAUGAAUCUCAAGGAAUGGAUUCAAAUGAAGCUUCUUUGAAGGUUAUUGAGGAUUUGCAGAAAGCUUUAUUUGGAGUGAUUUCAUCUGGUAGAGGUAAAAAUGAAAGGGUUUUGAAUGAAUCUUCUAGAAAGAUGGAUUCGGUUAACAAUAGACUUGCGGUACUUGACAUGAAGUUGGAUUCUAAGCCGGGUUAUGUCGAGACAUUUGCAAUUGGUGUUGUUUCUGGUGCGGCUCUUAAUGGAAUUGGGGCUAUUUUGCCUCAUAUUCUUUCGCCUAUUGCUCAAAUUUGGAAUUCUGUUACGUCGGUUACUAAAUCUACUCCUUAAUGACAUUUUUGAUUCAUUUUUUGUUGUAUGUAUGUACACUAUUAUUCAAUUUAAUGUAUGCUUAAAUAUUGUAUUUUAGUUUUGUAAAUAAAUUAUUGAACUAUUAGUUUUGUAAAUAAACUAUUUCUUUUACAUGUCUCA
This is a messenger RNA of Vicia villosa (hairy vetch), 693 nucleotides long. RefSeq lists its product as uncharacterized. The record is from RefSeq and is a predicted model, not a curated record. Bases 124 to 552 code for a protein of 142 amino acids. The transcript has 2 exons. Lineage: Eukaryota; Viridiplantae; Streptophyta; Magnoliopsida; Fabales; Fabaceae.